This is a messenger RNA of Pundamilia nyererei, 2886 nucleotides long. Its product is annotated as hemicentin-1. Gene Ontology annotation, cellular component: external side of plasma membrane. Gene Ontology annotation, molecular function: transmembrane signaling receptor activity. The record is from RefSeq and is a predicted model, not a curated record. Gene Ontology annotation, biological process: immune response; cell surface receptor signaling pathway. The transcript has 17 exons. Lineage: Eukaryota; Metazoa; Chordata; Actinopteri; Cichliformes; Cichlidae. The coding region runs from base 101 to 2599 and encodes 832 amino acids.
AUCUGAGUGUGGUUCACCAACACAUUUCCUGUUGCUUUAACAAAAAAAGGCAGUUGUCUGAGAGCGACAGGAAAGCUGCCGUCCUGAGCGAAGCAGAUAAAUGAGUCAACUGAGACACCCAGUCUCUACAUGUGCUACACGUGCAGCUCAAUGGAAAAUGUGGCUGUUCAAGGUCUUCAGUGUAAUAUAUGCGGUUGCUGUUUGUGCUUCUGAGGAUAACGAUGCAACCACCUACAAUCCUACAGAAAGUGAAUCGACAGCACCUCCUCCUUUUGAGCCUCCGGUACCAGUUCUGGAGCGAACGUCCUCCUGGUCAGACGUCUUCUCUUCUGAGAAAGUAGUGCUAGAAUGUAAAGCCACUAGCAGCUCGGAGCUGAUCAUCACAUGGAAGAAAGAUGGAAGCCCUCUAGGUUCUGGUCCAAAUCCGUCUCCGUCCCCAGAUAAGUCAGUGCUUACAAUCACAGUGUCAUCAUCACAAGAUGCUGGAUAUUACACCUGUGUGGUUGAGGGCAAAAAGAAGCCCAGUCAAACUAAAGAAAGUGGACCUGUCGAAAUUAAAGUUAUUGACCCACCAACACCAGGUCUGCAGCUUCAGACUGCCUGGAAAGAUGUGUUUGAAGGUGAGGCGGUGGAAUUUCGCUGUCACGUUGUCAGCAGCACCCCUGGCUGGACGUUUACAUGGCACAGAAACAAGCAGCAGCUCCAAAAUAACCCAGUUGAGAUCAUUAAUGGGGACGGAUCAUCAUUAAAAAUCAACCCGGUCCGUCAGACGCAUAAAGGAUCAUACACCUGCAAAGCUCACCUUACAUCUAGGGGAGUGAACUCUGGAUUCAGCAGCGAGGUUAUGAUCCAAGUUAGCGCUGAGAAACCCACUCUCACACUGACACGAGAUCCAGAAUACGAUGUGAUGUUUGCUGGAGAAGCGGUCACCUUCAGCUGUGCCAUCAGUGUCCAGUCUGCAUGGACGUACCUGUGGUACAAAGAUGGCAGUAAGGUUACUGAAUCAUCAGACAAACUUAAAGUUCAAAUUAGGGGAACAGCAGAUCAGGGAUCGUAUACAUGCAAAGCAACAAGAGGUCAAAAUCCAGCCUUCAUCACUGAUUCAAGUGCAGCUAAACAAUUUAAAGUGCAACAAAACAAGCCUAAGCCUACAAUAACUCAACAGCCAGAUGCUAAAAAGCUUUACGUUGGAGAAAACAUGUCCUUUGAAUGCAAAGUUGAAAACUCCGAUGGAUGGAGCUAUGACUGGUACAAAGAUGAAGCAUCGAUUCCCAACAACAGCAACAGUUUAAAAAUGAAAGGACUCGCUUUGCUAAACGGGGGAGUUUAUAAGUGCAAGGCCAAAAGAGACAAAACAGGAUUCAACACAGAACUCAGUGACCAGCGGACCGUACAAAUCUCUGAAAUUCCUGUUCCAACUUUGAAGCUGGUAACCAAAUGGCCAGAUGUGUUCCCCACUGAGAGUGUAAAUAUGAGCUGUGAGAUGCAGAAGGACAGCGCUGACUGGACAUACGCAUUUUACAGAGAUGGCACUGAGGUCCAGCAUUAUAAUUCAGAUAAGGACAGAAAUCUUUCCAUCACCUCUGCUUCAACCUCAGACGGGGGAAACUACAGCUGCUCAGGAAAACUGAAGAGCAGGGACGUCUACAGCACCAAAGGUUCUCCACUAAAUCUUCAUGUCUAUGAUGCAAAACCGACAGUCACACUGGAGCAGAAUCCGGCACAUAAUUUGAUGCACUCUGAGGACUCGGUGUCCUUUAACUGUCACGUUAAUGUUUCCUCUGGAUGGACAUAUUGGUUUGUGCUUCCAGAUGGCAGUGAGUUAGACUUAUCUGUAAGCAAACACAACAUCACUUCUGUGGCAACAAAAGACUCUGGUUCAUAUAAAUGCAAAGUUAGCAGAGGAACAGAAAGGGUCUUCGAUUCAAGCUACAGUAACAAAAUAAAGCUCAGCGUUGAAGAGCGCCCAAAGGCUUCUAUAGUCCUGCUAACUGGCUGGUCAGACGUCUUCUCCACUGAUAGCUUGAGUCUAAAAUGUGAAGUAAAGGAGAGCACGCACAACUGGAUGCAUUACACAUGGUUCAAAGAGGGGGAACGAAUCGAUUCAUUCAAUGUGACACAUACAGUAACUCCCAGCAAUGACCCCGACCAGAGUACUUACACCUGCUGUGCACAUGCUGAUGAGAGACCCUUAUACUCAAAAUCCAGUGACUCCUUCAAGACCAAGAACCUUCUGUUAAAGAGGCGGGUGCUUCUUUCCAUCUCUGGCUGCAUCGUCUUUGGUAUCGCUGCGGUCUUGAUAGGAUGCGUGGCCCUGAGAGUCUUCCGCAAACCAAAUGGUCGUGAUGACAAAAUGGAAGAGGUCAACCUGUUUCCGACAAUGGCCGAGCUAAAGAUAACUGAUGUGCCGUGUCCACUGGUUGAGUACAUCACUGAUGCCUCUCUGAAUGCACCAGCUAAAGAAGAAGAGGAGGAGAAUGGCACAGUCUGCAGUGAAACAACACCCUUACCAAUAACCAAGCAGGAGGACCAAGCUGCAACGACUGACAACCAGGAAACAACAGAAACCAACGGUGGGCUGAGUUCUUUUCUAAAAUGAAUGACGAAGUCUUUGCAGCAACAACAGGCCUAUCAAUGAGUCAGCAGACGUACUUCAGCUCUGUGAGGCUUUAAUGGUCAGUGCACACCAGAAAACAACAUCUUUGUGCGAUCUAGUGAUGUGGCAGUCACAGGACAUCUGAAACUCAGCUGAAGAUCAUUACGAUUGAUGUGAAAGGUUUUCGUUUUAGACGUACUCUGUCAUGGCCCGACAGCUGGAAACUCUUCAGGGCGAGAUAGUUUUAAAAAAACAGCUACUGAAAAAAAUAAACAUAUGAUAAAAUAUGC